CAUACAUUCUUCUUGGGAAUGGCUUCCAAUACAUUAAUGAGCUGCGGCAUCCCCGCCGUGGGCCGCCCCUCGCUUCUCUCCUCUUCCAAAUCAAGAUUCGCGACUGCUGUGCCACUUUCCGGAGUUACCACCAACGCAUCUCGGAUUUCCAUGUCCGCCGAGUGGAUGCCCGGACAACCACGACCACCGUACCUUGACGGAUCUGCACCUGGGGAUUUUGGGUUUGACCCACUUGGUCUUGGUGAGGGGUCCCAGAGAACCUUGAAAGAUUCAAAGAGUCCGAGCUCAUCCACUGCAGAGGGCUAUGCUUGCAGUACCUGGGAUUUUGUUACCUGAAGCAUUAGGAUUGGGCAAUUGGGUAAAAGCACAAGAAUGGGCAGCCCUGCCCGGCGGGCAAGCAACAUACCUAGGGAACCCGGUGCCAUGGGGUACCCUACCCACAAUCUUGGCUAUCGAAUUCAUCUCCAUUGCAUUCGUAGAACACCAAAGGAGCAUGGAAAAAGACACAGAAAAGAAGAAGUACCCCGGUGGUGCUUUUGACCCAUUAGGCUACUCAAAAGACCCUAAAACCUUCGCAGAGUACAAGGUCAAAGAGAUCAAAAAUGGACGUUUGGCUUUGUUGGCAUUUGUGGGAUUUUGUGUGCAACAAUCGGCUUACCCUGGAACCGGACCAUUGGAGAACUUGGCAACUCAUUUGC
This is a messenger RNA of Lactuca virosa, 698 nucleotides long. Lineage: Eukaryota; Viridiplantae; Streptophyta; Magnoliopsida; Asterales; Asteraceae. The record is from the annotation of a GenBank genome assembly.